AUGAGGAUCGAGAUCUCCAUCUUCGCUUUCCUGCUGACCAUUUGGGACGCAUGCUCCUCUCGCAGUCUGUUGUCCCGGCAACUAGAUCGUAUUGCUAUACUGCCAUACCAUCUGGGUAGUGAAAGGUUGCCGCGCAUAGACCUAGGCCCCGAGCUUGAGGAUAAUAAAGACCUGGACGAAUACACGGAACAUCUUCUCCAAGCGCGCUUGGCCAAUUUUUGGAGAACCUCGCCUGCAAACUGCAAUUCUGAAUAUGAUAUUGUCGCAGCUGAGGAGCGGUAUGAAAGGUUUUGUAAUGAAUAUCUUACCACAAUACCACCUGCUUUUGCCCUGCCGCCCAACGCACAAUGGGAUGAACACCUUUCAAUGCUUCAGAAGCAAAGAGAAACCUUACAUAUCGCCAUAUUCCAGUCUCUUUGUUACAAUUUCCGGCCGGCACUACUACAAACGCCAAGGCAGACCCUUCAUCUCCCCAAAUACAAGCAAAUUUUGUUACUAUCUCAGCGAAAGGCGCUCGCGGUCGCUGCAUUACGGGUUCUGAAAUGCACUUCUUCCUUACACGCGCUGAUGGGCGGCUCCCAAACACGAUUUCCAGGCAUCAUUCAACCGACGUUCGAAGCUUCAGUACUCCUAGUGUACCUCUGUAUGGACCAAGCUUUGUUUGAAGGAGAUGAAAUUCGAUGCCCCAGCCUGUUGACAAUAGAUCCUCUCGGGGCUAGCAUGCGGAACUUGAAACGAGUGGAGUGCACGAACGCUUUGCGCGACGCCCUCCGUCGCUUGCAGAGGCUGGCAGAGGUCAGCCAUAUGGCCGAAGUGGGUGCGGAAGGUCUCUUGCAACUCCUUCAAAAAGCGAUAAAGCCAUCAUGGACAGGACAGGCAGGACAGGCAGGAGAAAGAUCCUCUUCUCUGGCAAAUAAUGAUCUACUUCAAGCGGAUAACGCCUCAGGGGACACUGGCCUAGCGGAAUACUUGGAUCUAAAUCCGAACCUUUUGCCUGGUAUGACCACAAUUACCGGAUCCGGUUAUUCCGAUUUGAGCUGGGAAUCAAUGGUGUCUGGGCUUCGUAACUUCCCACCCGGAGAAUCCAUGAACCUGUGA
Molecule: messenger RNA, 1098 nt
Organism: Penicillium egyptiacum
Lineage: Eukaryota; Fungi; Ascomycota; Eurotiomycetes; Eurotiales; Aspergillaceae
Source: the annotation of a GenBank genome assembly